AUUAUGCGCCUUACCCAUGAAUGUACUUAGGUACUUAUAUAUCGUGGUUCUAAGAUUAUGUAAUAGUACCUAUCUACUCGCAGUGAUGGUCACGUUCUACCUAUUUAUCAGUAUGGCCAUGACUUCUUUUAUAUCCCGAACAAUGUGUAAAAUGUCACACUUUUUCGGGAACUUAGUGUUAUUUCUGCUGGUAAAUUGUGUAUAUGUGGAAGGAGGAAGACCACGGAACAAAUUCGUCUACGAAAAGGAAAUAUCUGAGCAUUGUAUGCGGCGAGUGAUGCCGUCAGUGUUCCUGGGAAGGCAUGUGGUGGAUGCAUACGCUCAAGUACUUUACUUUUCGAAGGCGGAUUUGCCAUAUAGUUGCUACAUAAGCGUAAGAGCUGAAUCUGGAAGCAAUAUAAUUCUGGUUGUACAAUUGAUAUCCGCCGACGAUCUCAUAGCCGCCUGUGAGGAAAAUGGGGACCAGCUGCUGGUCUACGAGCUGGGGGAGACAUUCGGGGGCUAUUGGGGGCCCAUGCCCCAGAGCUUCAUCCAUCCUGACAGCAACAUGUCGGAGCACUCAACUCGAGCAGAUUCUUACACAAUAAAGCCUACUGAGCCGACCAGGGAGCCUAUUAAUAUAGAAACAAGCAGUAGUAUGAGAAUAACGUAUCCAGAACAUGUCGAUGUUGAACAUAACGAUAAGGAAAAUAAUAUUGUAGACGAUUCAAGUUAUGUAACAAUUAUGGUCCCGUUGGCAAACGUUUCUGGAAGGUUUAGGCCUGGAAUAGAAGAUAAAGAAAGCGCAUUUGAAGAUGAAAAUUUUGAUGUAAUAUACGACGUGCUUCCUAGACUAAGGGAGCCAUAUAGGACUACUAUAAUGCCAUUGGUCCAGUUUUCUGUAGACCUGGAACCUGGUGGGCAGCGGUGGGGCUAUGAAGAUUUGAUGUCUGGAUAUUCAUUAGGCCUAAACUGGAACACUUUCACCCCCGAUCACAGACUUAAACAUCAAAAGUACAAUGCAAGUGUAAACAGAAGGCUGACAUUCAAACCUAACAUAAUGAGAAGGCCAAUAUCACACAAACAUUCAACUCUGUUCUCAGCAAUUCACGGUGAUUCUGUAAAUUCCAAAAAGAUGGAACCAAUAAAACACUCAAAAUACGUUCCAAUUACUACCUCUAAGCCAAAGUCAGAGCCCACUGAUACAAUAUUAAAUGAAGAUAUCGAACCUUGGAAAUACAUUGAGGAAUUGAUAUCUGCAUAUAACAAAAGUGGUCAACUCACUACAAUAAGUGAAGAUGAACUGAGACAAGAGGUUUCAGAACUAAUUAAAAAACUAAGUGAUUUAGAAUACAAUCAAAGUGCAUAUCUCAGCCCUCAACUAGCCACAAACAAAUCAUUCUCGUUAACAAGAAAACCAAUUUUAAUAAAUAGAGAUAGCCCAAAUAUCAAUGACCACUAUAAUAGUCCAGAAAAAACUAUCAAUAGUACAACUAUAUUACCUGUGACAAAAUCUACAAAUACGGCUAAGAGUUUAGAAGAGUUACAAGAAAUUAUGCACACUGUUACAAGUACUACAAUAGAAAUGACCAAAAGUACUGAAUCUUACGAAAUGAUGUCAAAUAAUUUCACAACUACUAAGAACAGUGAAAAAAUAUCUGAUUUGAAUGUCACCGAAGACAAAAUAUCGAAUUUGAAUACGAUAGCUACGGAGAAACUAUCAAUUGUAGAACCAAUUGUGACACCUAAAUUAAGAGCUACUGCCAUAGGUUCUUUACUUGACCAUGAAUCAUGGGAAAACUUGCUGAGGGUGGCACCGGCGAUGGCGGGCCGCCUGGAAGAGACGAUGCCUCAGAAUAUAUUGGAAGAAUUGGAAAAAUCGACAGACUCGGGGAAUGACUCUAAUAUAGAAAAUCUUAUUACAACUGAGACGCUUUUUAACAGUACCAAUGCUUCGCAAGUUACAAAAACACGUGACAAGCGUUUCAUUCAAGGGAUCAUGAUUGAGGAAGCAAAGCCGCACCGGUUGACGACAAUAGAAGAGGUGGCAACCACUACAUCUGCCUCGAUCCACAUCUCCGAUAUUCAACAUUUUGCCCAGCUUGUGGAGCUCAUUGAUGACGAUAUCCAUGAUCGAGCAGCUCUGCGAUACCUGAGCCAGUACGUAGGUCAGCCUAUGUUCAACUUGUGCAGCUACGAGCAGCCAAAACCUCGCUUCGUGCAGCUGUUCAAGUCUUCCAGAUUAGUUGUUGCUAUUGGCAAUUUUACAUUACGUAGUAUGCAACUAGUGAUGACGCCGGCUAAGCUGCUCUUCACUAGCAAGUCACGAUGUGGGCAGUCACAUCUCGAGUGCCAGGUGGCUGGCAACAGGGUGUGCAUCGACGCUAUGAGUGCCUGUGAUGGUGUCGCCAAUUGUGGGACUCCAGAUAUUUACGACGAAGACCGUCUGAUGUGCGGCGCAUACUUGGGUCUGAGGCACAACGUAUGCUUGGCGGCGAUCACUUUUAUAGCGGUUCUGCUCACCCUCAUCUACAUGGUGCACUACUGGCUGGGCCGCUGCGUGCCUAAAGUCUCUGAGGCUUUCUUCAUUUACACAGAGGGAGAUGAAAAUGUAUUAUACUUAGAUUCUGUCAUGCGAUCCCCUCAUGAUGAUUCGAUACCCGGCAGCAAGUCUUUGGACGCAUUUGAAACUGACGCGAUAUUUACGAUGGGUUCGGGUAAAGAGCCUAAAGGGCAUUCUUGGCUAUAUAAAUUAUUUCCGUGUUGCUGCAAGAAAAAAGAUAAAAAUAUGACAAUAGUUUCGCAAGAUUCAGAUGAAAUACCCGGGUCAAUAUCAAAUACAAUGUUCACUUUCCCAGAGUUAGAGAUUCGUAGAAUGAUUAAUCUAGACUAUAAAAAUACUUCUGUGCAAACGGGAGAAAGUUUGGAAAUGAGUUAUUUGCGAGCAAUAAGAAGAACUACAAAAGAAGCGGGCGAAGGUUUUUCUAUGUCGCCAGAUCUACAGCAGCCAAGAAAUUGGACCUCACCUAUUUCUAGUGACGAGCAACAAAGACUGAGAGAUGAACUAAGUCUUUUGAAAGUAUUGAAUAAGAACAGGGAUGACUCUUUGUCAACUCGUACUAAUUAUGACUUUGUGAAACAAGAUGUAACAUUUUCAGAUUUGUCAGUCAAUAAUGAACAUUACGAAUAUCCUGAUGAAAGAGAGAUAAAAAGUCAAUUCUAUGAUCCUAGGUGGAUGCAGGAUCGAAGACUCAGUGAAGGCCUAACAAGAGUUACAAAGUACGAAGUCGAAUCUGAGAAGCCCAAAACAACGCCAUCCAAGCGUUUAAGGUUUAGUGAGGAAGUUGUAAAUAUUCCAAGAAUUGACGAAGUUAUAGACGAAGAAUCUGCCACUAAGUGUGACGAAACCAAUCAAGAAGAACAAAUCCCGAGUACCAGUAGAGAUUUCAAGCGUUUCUGGGGAGGUUCCAAAAAUAAAAAAACGAAAAAGAAGACGCAAACGCUAUCGCGUUGAAAUUAUAUUCCAGCAGUAUUUUUUAACAAAUUUGUACUUAAAUCAAUGGUGAGAGUUGAUAUUUUACACAAAAUAUAGGAUUAGAAGGUCAAAGACAGGAGAUAGUCACGACAUGACAAAAUAAUUAGGAAAUGGAUUUUAGCAGUGUAAAUAGAUUGCUAAUUUAAAAAGUACUUAUUAGUUAAAAGUCAUAAAAUAUUAGACUACGGUAUAAUUUUAGAUUAAUAUAUUUCAGUCUGAUGUUAAAAGUGAGCGCACACAUGUUGAAGAUGACGCCCGCGUGACCCGCACAGUUUCCUAAUUAAGUCCAAUUGUGCACCGGAUAGCACACGUGCCAAAAUGUGCCAAGUCUUUUAGUAGGAUUCCGUCAUUGUGGAAAUUCCUUUACAUAGAAGAACGUUUUAAUUUUAUCACCAUUUUAAUUCAAAGGUACUACGAAUAUUUAUACUACUUAUACGAAUUACCUAGACUAUUGUAUAAUUUAUGUACUCUUUUUAUUAAUUCUAAUUAACUUACUUAUAGAUAAUAAACUAUUAUA
Plodia interpunctella (Indianmeal moth) is the source of this 4031-nucleotide messenger RNA. RefSeq lists its product as uncharacterized. Lineage: Eukaryota; Metazoa; Arthropoda; Insecta; Lepidoptera; Pyralidae. The transcript is spliced from 16 exons. The coding region runs from base 17 to 3493 and encodes 1158 amino acids. The record is from RefSeq and is a predicted model, not a curated record. Gene Ontology annotation, molecular function: protein binding.